Messenger RNA from Closterium sp. NIES-67, 980 nucleotides. Lineage: Eukaryota; Viridiplantae; Streptophyta; Zygnematophyceae; Desmidiales; Closteriaceae. The record is from the annotation of a GenBank genome assembly.
UGCACGUACGAGACACUCGGGUUGGAGAAUGGACGGUAGGUUUGACGGUUCCAGUUGGUUUACCGCUGACGGGCCAGGUGCGCGAAACUCGUUCAUAUCCCACCUGCUGGGUCAUCCGUUCGUGUUCCAUUCCGUUUUGAGCAAGCUUCUCCCACUGCUUCCUCAUUCCAGCACAUCAGCACUUCUCGGGUUGUAUUUGUAGAAGCCGCGGGAGGUUCUGACGCAGGAGUUGUCUAUUACCUAGAGCUUGAACCCGAUUCCGGCCGAAGUAGAACACGCUACUUUGGACUCGUCAGCCCUGUCGCCUGUGGUGGCCCGAGCGAUACCCUAAAGCUCCCCUGUCAAGUAGAUAUGGCCCCAGCAGUCAUGGCAUCCCAGGCGUUGAUAGCCCAGUGCAUCGGCCUAGCUGCGGGUGCGAUAGCCAUGAAGUCCAUGAUGGAUCACGAGGCGUCCAUGGCUCCCCCAAUGAAUCCCUGUGCAACCUGCCACGGCACCAGGAAGAUCCCGUGCAUGUGCAACAAAUGGUCGGACGGAGAUGUGGGUUGCGGUACGUGCAACGGUUCUGGCCGGAUGCUGUGCAGCAGCUGCGGAGGCUCCGGUAAAGGCCGGCCAGCUCAGGCUCGCAUAACAGUGCGGAGUUCCUCGAAAUACUAGCUGUGGCCUCUCUGGCGGUUUGGUCUCUCCUGCAACUACCACUCUUCGUUGACCAUUGUGCAUAGUGUUGUGUAAAUUCCUCUGAACGAAACCGCUUCCGAAACUUGUCAAUCGUGUGAUAACGGGAAGAGCGAGACCUUCGCAUAUCGUGCUUGUGCGUCCAUGUCAUCAAAACAAUGUGUCGUUGUGUGACUACCCGAUUGUCCCUGCAUGUGCUGAUUAGCUGGUGACGCCGUAUUUACGACCAACUUUUGUGCGCAGACUUGAGAGUUAUGCGUUUUAGCGCGAUAUAACUAGCAAUGAAGGAACAGUUCGAACACGAAGAG